UCACAGAGCAGCAGCAGCUCCGGGAGGAGGAUGACUGUGCGGGUUACUUGAGAGUCUGGAUGUAGAAUAAGUUGCCUGCAGCAGCCUGGACAGAGCAUGUCAUCUGGGGUUACCCUGAACCUCCAUACAGAACAAUCCAUAGGACUUCUAUAACUUCUUCUCCAUCUGUGACCCUCUACAAGCCCUGUCACCCAGGAGCCUCUCCUGUACAGAUAACAUCGGAGCGAUCUAAUAAGAACUGCAGUCUCUACAGAUCGGCGAUCACUGGAUUAGUAGUGUUCUGCUGGGAAAUCACUCCAAUAUUGAGGCUACCACAAUGGCGAGCAAAACACUACCAGCGCCAGUGCCCAUCCAUCCAUCUCUGCAGUUGACCAACUACUCCUUCCUCCAAGCCUUCAAUGGUCUUCCAGUACCUGCAGACCACAUCCCCAACCUGUAUGGCUUCAGCGCCCUGCAUGCGGUUCACCUUCACCAAUGGACUUUGGGAUACCCAACAUUACAUCUCCCCAGAUCUUCCUUCUCCAAAGUACCAGGAGCAUCGAGCUUGAUAGACGCCAGGUUCCAAAUCCCAGGUUUCCCUCUCUUUCCUCAUGUUAUCCACCCCAAACAUGAGUCUACAGGUUUGCCCACAAAAAGCAAACCACGAUUUGACUUUGCCAACCUGGCUUUAGCUGCCACACAAGAAGAUCCUUGUAAACUGGGUCAGCUGGAUGGACAAGGUUCUCCUCCAAGUAUUGGUACUCUCCUAGACGUCACCAAGCUCACGCCCGAGAAGAAACCCACACGUGGGAGGCUACCUUCGAAAACCAAGAAAGAAUUUGUGUGUAAAUUUUGUGGGAGGCAUUUUACCAAGUCCUACAAUCUAUUGAUCCAUGAAAGAACCCACACAGACGAAAGACCCUACACUUGUGACAUUUGCCAUAAGGCAUUUAGAAGACAAGACCAUCUGAGAGACCAUAGGUACAUCCACUCUAAAGAAAAACCCUUCAAGUGCCAGGAGUGCGGCAAAGGAUUUUGUCAGUCAAGGACUUUGGCCGUUCACAAAACUCUUCAUACACAAGUCAAAGAACUAAAACCUUCGAAAAUAAAGUGCUGAACCCCCCCCCACGCCUAAAGACUACUAUAAAUAUAUAUAUCUAUUAUAAACUAUUUAACUCUUGCUAUUUCUACGUUGUACAUAUGAUGAAGACUCUCCUCUGUUACAAGGAACAUUAUGUUUUUUUGCGAGAGGAACUUUCUUGAAAGAGAAUUUUUUUUUGGGAUGAGACGUGGUGCCACCGGCAGACUCUGUGCCAAGAGAGGGUGCUAACAUCAUAGUUUUCCAGCGGAGGCCCCCCCCCCUUCUCUUCUGGAGACGCUGCAGCUCGUACACAUCUGCAGCACAGACUGGAAGGAUCACACUAAAAAAUAUCAAUGCCACCUAACAGAGUUAUUUUUUAUUUCUGGACACUCCCGUCUGUCCGAAACGUUCACACUUGAUGUUUGUCAUAUGUUGAUCUGGAAGGAGUCUCUCAGACAGUCAGUAAUUUCAUUGACACCCCCCCCCCCCCCCACAUCUUCCCUUUUUAUUUGUUUAUUGUUAAUUCUGUUUUCCGGAGAAAGAGAAAAAAAAAAAAAAGUGAAAAUUGUUUUUUUUUCUCACUUUAAACACAAAAGGAAAAAGCAAAUAGCAAAUGUUUAUUUUUUUAUUUUUUUUUUUGUUUUUGUUUUUUGGCACACCGUGUGUAAUAAACGCUUUGCUUCGGUCUGCAUGCUGGAAUGGAGUGGGGCCUCUUACAUUUUCUUUUAUUGCGACUUGUAACGAAUCUCAGAUGAUUGUGUAAACAGAUAACAUUCCAGUUUUUAUUUAAUAUUUUACAUUUUCUUUUGUAUUUUAUAUUUAAAUUUUUUCUUGACCUUUUUUUUCUCUCUCGUUGCAAUAGCUCUCUGGUUGUCUUGGCACUUUAUGCUGAUAUACAAAUUACCACUUGUCACUGGAUUUGUGUAAUAAAAAAGAAAUAUUCGAA
Hyla sarda is the source of this 2006-nucleotide messenger RNA. It is a transcript of the gene OSR1, whose product is annotated as odd-skipped related transcription factor 1. Gene Ontology annotation, cellular component: nucleus. Gene Ontology annotation, molecular function: DNA-binding transcription factor activity, RNA polymerase II-specific; RNA polymerase II transcription regulatory region sequence-specific DNA binding. The transcript has 4 exons. Gene Ontology annotation, biological process: embryo development; urogenital system development; regulation of transcription by RNA polymerase II. Lineage: Eukaryota; Metazoa; Chordata; Amphibia; Anura; Hylidae. The coding region runs from base 317 to 1096 and encodes 259 amino acids. The record is from RefSeq and is a predicted model, not a curated record.